AAGCCCAGGGGCAGAGUGACCAUUUGGAAACUCGGGCACUGUCCGAGGGCCCGGGGUCAGUAGGGGGGCCCCAUGAGAUGCCCCUGGUACCUUUUUCAUAGGCUUUUUUGAGUUUGGGCAAUGACACAGGGGCCCCAUGAUCCCCUAUUGCCCGGGGGCUCCAUGAGUUGUCAGUCUGCCCCUGCAACCCGCCCCUGCUCAGAUGCUAGCACAGGCCCCUCUAACUCUAUUUCCCAGAACUCCCUAAGUUUCUGGACACAUCAG
Messenger RNA from Staurois parvus, 264 nucleotides. NCBI's taxonomy places the organism in Eukaryota, Metazoa, Chordata, Amphibia, Anura, Ranidae. The record is from the annotation of a GenBank genome assembly.